AUGCCUGCCCAGAGCAAGGGGCCGCUGGUGCCGUGCACCCCGCAGUGCUGUGGCCGGGACACCCGCCCCCUGAGUCCCCGUCUCUCCUCAGCGCUGUGCCUCAGCGGGGCCUCACCACCCUCCUGCCCCACACAGGUGGAGCCGGGCUGCCGCCAGGGCCGCCCCCGCGUCCAACUCGUUUAUGUCAACAGCUUCGGCUCCCACCGCUGCGGCUCCGUCACCCGCUAUGGCAGGGGCUGUCGACAGGCUGCAGCGGGCCAGGCUGGGCCGUCGCUGUCCCCGAGCCCCAUGGGGGAGGCUGAGGGGCUGAGGGCUGUGCCAGCACCAGGGGACAAGGCCGGCCCUGCACUGCCUGCCGCCCGUGGCAGGGCAAAAGCAGUGGGGAGCUGUGGUGUGGCAAAGCCUGUCAGCCUCCAUCGAGGUGACCUUCGAGAGAAUAAGGCUGACACCUUUGACUUUCCCUUCCCUUCAAGAAAUGUUGAUAAAGUAAUUAAACGAAAGAAACCAAAGUCCAAAGUCUGGCAUAAGGUCUGGAAAGUAAUUUCAAAAAUGCUUGAAGAAAAUGAAAAGUUCAGAAGUCGACUAUUGACUUGCAAUCAGUUUAAUGGAGAAGGCAAUGAUAUGAACCAAAGUUCACAGAAUGAGGCAUCCUACCUGGACAAGGAGGAGACCAUCUUUGGCUGGGUAUAG
Molecule: messenger RNA, 690 nt
Organism: Antrostomus carolinensis (chuck-will's-widow)
Lineage: Eukaryota; Metazoa; Chordata; Aves; Caprimulgiformes; Caprimulgidae
Gene: CUNH5orf47
Product: chromosome unknown C5orf47 homolog
Exons: 5
Coding region: 1-690 (229 amino acids)
Source: RefSeq, a predicted model, not a curated record